CUGCCCCUAAGUAUCGCGUCCUCCGCUUUUAAGUGCCGCGUCCGCCGUCGGGGUUGCAACCGGCGCCGCCGCCGAGGAAGCUGCUGUAGCCCGGCCCGGAGUGGAGGCGGCGCGGCAUGAAGCGGCGCAGGCCCGCUCCGUAGCGCGCGCGCGUCAGGACGGUCCGGGCGGGGCCGGGGGGGAAGAAAAAUGCAACAUGGCAGCAGCAAUGGAAACAGAACAGCUGGGUGUUGAGAUAUUUGAGACUGCAGAGUGUGAGGAGAAUAUUGAAUCACAGGAUCAGCCUAAACUGGAGCCGUUUUAUGUUGAGCGAUAUUCCUGGAGUCAGCUUAAAAAGCUGCUUGCUGAUACCAGAAAAUAUCAUGGCUACAUGAUGGCUAAGGCACCACAUGAUUUUAUGUUUGUGAAGAGGAAUGAUCCAGAUGGGCCUCAUUCAGAUAGGAUCUAUUAUCUUGCCAUGUCUGGUGAAAACAGAGAAAAUACACUAUUUUAUUCUGAAAUUCCUAAAACUAUCAACAGAGCAGCAGUCUUAAUGUUGUCUUGGAAGCCUCUUUUGGAUCUUUUUCAGGCAACACUGGACUAUGGAAUGUAUUCUCGAGAAGAAGAACUAUUAAGAGAAAGAAAACGCAUUGGAACAGUUGGAAUUGCUUCUUAUGAUUAUCACCAAGGAAGUGGAACAUUUCUGUUUCAAGCUGGUAGUGGAAUUUAUCAUGUAAAAGAUGGAGGGCCACAAGGAUUUACCCAACAACCUUUACGGCCCAAUUUAGUGGAAACUAGUUGUCCCAACAUACGGAUGGAUCCAAAAUUAUGCCCAGCUGAUCCAGACUGGAUUGCUUUUAUACAUAGCAAUGAUAUUUGGAUAUCUAACAUUGUAACUAGAGAAGAAAGGAGGCUCACCUAUGUUCACAAUGAGUUAGCUAACAUGGAAGAGGAUCCUAGAUCAGCUGGAGUUGCUACCUUUGUUCUUCAAGAAGAAUUUGAUAGAUAUUCUGGCUAUUGGUGGUGUCCAGAAGCUGAAACAACUCCUAAUGGCGGUAAAAUUCUUAGAAUUCUAUAUGAAGAAAAUGAUGAAUCAGAAGUGGAAAUUAUUCAUGUUACAUCCCCUUUGUUGGAAACAAGGAGAGCAGAUUCAUUUCGUUAUCCUAAAACAGGCACAGCAAAUCCAAAAGUCACUUUUAAGAUGUCGGAAAUAAUGGUUGAUGCUGAAGGAAGGAUUACAGAUGUCAUAGAUAAAGAACUAAUUCAACCUUUUGAGAUUCUCUUUGAAGGAGUUGAAUAUAUUGCCAGAGCUGGAUGGACUCCUGAGGGAAAAUAUGCUUGGUCCAUCCUACUAGAUCGUUCGCAAACUCGUCUACAGAUAGUAUUGAUCUCGCCUGAAUUAUUUAUCCCAGUAGAAGAUGAUGCUAUGGAGAGACAGAGACUCAUCGAGUCAGUGCCUGAUUCUGUGACACCACUCAUUAUCUAUGAAGAAACAACAGACAUCUGGAUAAACAUCCACGACAUCUUUCAUGUUUUUCCCCAAACUCACGAAGAUGAAAUUGAGUUUAUUUUUGCCUCUGAAUGUAAAACGGGUUUCCGUCAUUUAUAUAAAAUCACAUCCAUUUUAAAGGAGAGCAAAUAUAAGCGAUCCAGUGGUGGGCUGCCUGCCCCAAGUGAUUUCAAAUGUCCUAUCAAAGAAGAAAUAGCAAUUACCAGUGGUGAAUGGGAAGUUCUUGGCCGGCAUGGAUCUAAUAUCCAGGUUGAUGAAGUCAGAAGACUGGUAUAUUUUGAAGGCACCAAAGACUCUCCUUUAGAACAUCACCUGUAUGUGGUCAGUUAUGUAAAUCCUGGAGAGGUGACAAGGUUGACUGACCGUGGCUAUUCCCAUUCUUGCUGCAUCAGCCAGCAUUGUGACUUCUUUAUAAGUAAGUAUAGUAACCAGAAGAAUCCACACUGUGUGUCCCUUUACAAACUUUCAAGUCCUGAAGAUGACCAUACUUGCAAAACAAAGGAAUUCUGGGCCACCAUUUUGGAUUCAGCAGGUCCUCUUCCUGACUAUACCCCUCCAGAAAUUUUCUCCUUUGAAAGUACUACUGGAUUUACAUUGUAUGGAAUGCUAUAUAAGCCUCAUAAUCUACAACCUGGGAAGAAAUACCCAACUGUGCUGUUCAUAUAUGGUGGUCCUCAGGUGCAGUUGGUAAAUAAUCGCUUUAAAGGAGUCAAGUAUUUCCGCUUGAAUACCCUCGCUUCUCUGGGUUAUGUGGUUGUGGUGAUCGACAACAGAGGAUCCUGUCACCGAGGGCUUAAAUUUGAAGGUGCCUUUAAAUAUAAAAUGGGUCAAAUAGAAAUUGAUGAUCAAGUGGAAGGACUCCAGUAUCUAGCCUCUCAAUAUGAUUUCAUUGACUUAGACCGUGUGGGCAUCCAUGGGUGGUCUUAUGGAGGAUACCUCUCCCUGAUGGCAUUAAUGCAGAGAUCAGAUAUCUUCAGGGUUGCUAUUGCGGGAGCCCCAGUCACUCUGUGGAUCUUCUACGAUACAGGAUACACGGAACGUUAUAUGGGUCACCCUGACCAGAAUGAACAGGGCUAUUACUUAGGAUCUGUGGCCAUGCAAGCAGAAAAAUUCCCCUCUGAACCAAAUCGUUUACUACUCUUACAUGGGUUCUUGGAUGAGAAUGUCCAUUUUGCACACACCAGUAUAUUACUGAGUUUUUUAGUGAGAGCUGGAAAACCAUAUGAUUUACAGAUCUAUCCUCAGGAGAGACACAGCAUAAGAGUUCCUGAAUCUGGAGAACAUUAUGAACUACAUCUUUUGCACUAUCUUCAAGAAAACCUUGGAUCACGUAUUGCUGCUCUGAAAGUGAUAUAAUUUUGACCUGUGUAGAAUACUGAUAUACACUGGCUAUUUAACCAAAUGAGGUUUAAUCAAUAAGAGAACACAGAAUUGAUCAUCAUAUUUUAUACCUGCCACAUAACAUCUACUUCUCAAAGUAAAUUUGGUGACAUAUAAGCAUCUACAGCUUGUGGAUAGUAAUCUAAUAACUGUACACACACAAAAUUGAAUGAUUCAUAUGUCUAAGGGAUCCAGCAAUACCACAAGAAAUACUGAAAUAAGACAGUAGCACCACAUAUCCAUACUACCCUAUUUUCACUUUUAAUAGCAUUAUAAACCUCAUGGACUUAAUUAGUGUAUUUUUACAAUAUACUUCUGAGUUUAUUAAAAUAUGAUGACAUUAGUGAUCAGUUUGGUUCAAUUCCAGAAUCUCUGACUAGUUACGGAUUUGAUAGCACUUAAAUGUAAUUGAAUAGCUAUGCUUCAUUGCUUGAGGUGUAUCCAGCAUGUUAUGAACUAAUCACUAUUCAACCUAUGACUUAACCAGUCAUUAAUGAUUUUUUAAGAUAACUUAGUGGCCUACUAAAGAUACUUAUUUUGGCUUCUGACCAGUUUUUAGCCAAUUUAAACUGUAUCUAGUAUAAAUGAUUCUCUUUUUUCUUCAAUGAGAUGACAAAGUACGUUUUUCCUUUCACAUAAAGGCAAAGAACUGUAUAUAUAGCAUGGAUUUAAUUAGUCUUAUGAUGUUGAUAAUUAUAGACAGAAAAUUUUAAUCAGAUGAUUAGAGCUUAAAUAUUUGCAGGCAAGAUUUUUUUUUCUCCUUCCUUUAGGAAAAGAAAAAAGUGCACAUUCCCUUGCAGUCAGAAAAUUUGGUGGUGCCAGUUUCCUUGUGAUAUUUCCCUAUUAAAAUGUUUCAGGGGGCUUGGGUUGUGGCUCAAUGGCAGAGCACUUGCCUAGCACAAGUGAGGCACUGGGUUCAAUCCUCAGCAUCACUUACAAAAAAUAAGCAAAUAAAAUAAAGGCAUGCUAUCCAUCUACAAUUAAAAAAAAAUAUGUUCCAGAAUUUAGGGAGGUGGAAGGAAUCACGUGGUGUAGGGAAAGCCAGGGAGUGGAGAAUGACAGGGAGAGGAGGUGGUAAGGGUCUACUUAAGAACUAAGCACAAGUAGGUUAAACAGAAAUACUCAUGAAAAAAUUGGAAAGUGAAAUUUGAACUACUAGAAUAUUAGGAAACCAGAAUUAAGAAAUCACUCUGUUGUCAACAGAGCUUCAGACUAACAUCAUUCAGGGGAGGAAAACUUCCUUAGAGUUAUUUUUAUAUUCCAGGGUUUUUUGUUGUUUUGUUAUUUUUCCUCUUAAUUUUAGAAUUCUUUCAGAUUUAAACUUUACCUUUAAAUUAUUGAACAUAAUUUAGGUAUUGUGAGCUUAAAAUAAAAAGGUUUCCAAACAACCCCUUUACCAUAAACAAACUCCUGGCAAGCCAUAGCUUUUUGUUUCAGAGUUUAAAGCCUAUGAAUAGUUUUUUUUUUUUUUUUUGAAAGGCCAUGACAUUUUGUGGGUUUAGCCUUCACACUUGACUGAAGGGAGCUCAUAGACUUUUAAGUACUGGUUGAGAUCUGUCCUCAUAAGGUUUUCGGGUACUGUGGGACCCAUUGAAACCAGAGACAGGAAGGGCAUCUAUGAGUUUGACCCUUUUUAUUACAAGCUUCAGUAUUUAAAAAGUUAUUACUAGUACUUUUAAAUCACUCCAAGAAAAAUUUCUCUAUUUCUUUUUCACCACUACAGAUAGUAUACAUUAAUUCUACAGGGGGUACAUAGUAUACAUUAAUUCUACAGGGGGUACAGCCUGCCUUAGUGAGGACCUUGGCUGUGCACCAAAGGUGGACUUGAUUGAGGGCCAGGUGAGAGGCAGAGGAGACGCUGAAAUGGCAGGGUGACCUGGUGGUUCUGACCUUGGAGAAGGGGGAUUGGGUUUUGCUGGUUGUGUAUUUAUUCUGUAUAAUAGAUUUCAUACUUUUCUUUAUUAUCUGUGUCUGUAUUGAUUUUCAUGUUUAUAAUGUUUUCUCAUGCCAAUAUUUGUUAAUAUUUUUUCAGUGUUAAAUUAAAUUGAUUUGGGUAACUUUUCUUCCCCAAGAAAGUAUUUUCCCUCAUGACUUAAGUAUAUAUCUGACUGUUGGAAGAUGGUAUUUUUUGGAGUGGUUGACCUCUGAGGGUCUAUCCUUAUAUGCAAAGUAGAAAUGGCAUAAAAUAGCUUUUUAGAAAGCUACUCAUUUGAAACCUCUUUCCCAUUGAGGUUGUUUCUUCAAUAUAGCAUCUCUUAUUUUACCAAAACAAACAAACCUUAUAAAACCUCAUAUGUUCUUGAAUUCACAGGUGUUUUCCUUUUCCAUUUUGCCUUUUUUCCUCCUAUCACCAGGAAUGUUCCUUUUAUAGCUCCCAGUUACUUAAAUGCCAUUCUACUUCUCUAGGGGGAGAAAAUACCUGGCUGAAUUUGUUUUUACAACCUGUAUAGAAAACAUAGUAAAUUUCUCUGUACCCUGACUAUGGGUAACAAUAGUUAUAGAAAGUAACAAAAAAAGUAGUUUUGUAAGAGCUUAAAAGCAUCAGGUUAAACACCAACCUAGGUUUUUGUAGGCUUGAUAAAUGAAUAGCAAUCACCCAAUGCAGUUGCUUAAACUUUGUAGAACAUUAUAACCCAAAAUCGAAGAUUCAUGUGGGGUGCUUACUGAAAGAAAUGCAGUCUUGAGCCUUACUCCUAAGAAAUUUGUAUUCCAUUGAUUUGGGUAGAGAUCAGGAAUGUGCAUUUCUAGCAAGCUUUCUAGGUGAUGCCAAAUCAAAUCACUCUGGACUAUUUUAAGAAAUGUGUUGGGGGGCUGAGGAUAUAGCUCAGUAGCAGAGCUCUUGCUUAACUUGUUCAAGACCCUGGGUUUGAUCCCUACAGCUGGAAGAAAAAGAAACUCUCUAGAGAAUGGGAUUGGAUUAAGAAAAUUAUAGGGAAUUUUUAUAUUGGACUGACUCAUAAGAACUUAAAACAAUAGUCAGGAAAGCUGCUGAUGUGUGUUAACUGUUGGUUCCUUUUCAUUCUGAAAGUAGCAGAAGAAAUUAACUUCGUAUCCCUUUUGUCUAGAGAUUCAUUUUGGAAUGAAGGUUUUUCCCUCAAUGCCAUUCAUUCCUGGCUCUUUUUCAAAGGCUCACACAAGAAUAUAACAUCACAAUACAUGCAUUACCUUUUAAAAUAAUGAAAUAUAGAUAAUGAUGCUUGCUCUUUUUUUUUCCUACUUGUUUUAUUCCUUACAGAAGGUGUAUCCCACCUUUCUAUAACACGAUUCUCUCUAGGUGGAAUGAUUCCAGUAAGAUUUCAUUAUUAUAGAAUCAUAAGUUUUCAAGCUGGAGUAAAUCUUGGAUUAAUUUACUAUUCUCAUUCGUUAGAGGAGGAACCUACAUACUACAGAGAGGAAGUCACACAGACAGUUAGUAUUUGGUUGGUACUAAAUUCCAUCUAGAUAUCCUGCCUCGUGGUAGUUAAAUGAUAUAUAGAAAAGGCAGAUUUUUAAAGAUGUAUUUAUUAAUAUGUUCCUAUAAAACAUUUUAAAAGUAAACCACAUAAAAUGGUUAAAUUUUCCAUCCUAAAGUAAAUGCUAAGCAUGCUUAUUAAUGAAGCAAUACUUCUAAUUAGUAUUUGAGAUUCUGAAGUUAAUUAAACUUAUUACACUAAAUAUGUUUUCCUUGGUGUAGUAGGGGGUUUGGUGAUUGGGAUAUAGAGUAGACCCCUUGCUUAAGCCCAAAAGCCCAUCUUAUAGCAAUUUGAUAAAAAGAGACAUGGCUGUAAAUUAAGAUAUGUAAUGUGAGUGUCCUUUCCCUGCAGAUAAUGAAGGAAUAAGGAAAUUUCCCUUACCCCAGCCUUCCCAACCCUACCUAUACACUUUCCAGCCAAAAAUAUUGACUCAGAUGUCUUAGUACAAGGUGCUGGGAUCUAGGAAAUUGUUUUAAAAGUCCCUCACAGAGAAAAAGUCAUAUUUGUAUGUAUUUAUGUUUUUACAUAACCCAAAUACAAAUUUAUGUUAUAUUCAGCAACAUUGGAGUUCAGUUCUUCAUAGAGUAUAAAGUGCCUGCUGUUUUAAGCAUUGACUUGUAUGAAAUGAAUUGCAUGUCUCAUUCCAGUAAGUUUAUGGGUUUUUUCAUUUUCAGCUACAUGGCUUUCAAUCAUGUAAAGUGAAAUAUUAGUUUUGUUGCAUUUUAUUACAGGUUCUUGGUUGCAAUAAAGAUGCUGCUGAAAUUAA
Molecule: messenger RNA, 7087 nt
Organism: Marmota flaviventris (yellow-bellied marmot)
Lineage: Eukaryota; Metazoa; Chordata; Mammalia; Rodentia; Sciuridae
Gene: Dpp8
Product: dipeptidyl peptidase 8
Biological process (GO): proteolysis
Molecular function (GO): dipeptidyl-peptidase activity; serine-type peptidase activity
Source: RefSeq, a predicted model, not a curated record